AUGGCUGUAAUCUCUGAAACUUCCGACGACGGCGAUCCAACCAAGAUUCAGAAAGCAGAAGAAGAAGAAGAAGAGAAUCCGAAAGAAGAAGAUCAUCAAGAAGACGAUAAAGAAGUAGAUCAUAAUCUUGCUCCGAUUCGUCGAGACAUCCCAGUGAUACUUAUUGAAAGUACCGUCGCGCUCGUCCGGAGAUGCCAUUACCCGAGGCUAUCUCUACUCUCCAGAGCCUUCCGUGACGUAAUCUCUUCGGAUCAACUCUUCGUAACGCGCUCGCUCCUCGGCUUGACUGAACCGGUUCUUUAUAGCUUGAUCUCGCUCCCACCUUUUUAUACCCCAUAUUGGUACGUUCUCUAUCGAAGCAACAUGUCUUUACGAUUGAGCAGAAUCAUUUCACUUCCUCCCAUGCUUCCUGGAUCUACUACCGUCACAAUUGGACACAAGAUGUACGUUAUGGGUGGACGUGUCGGUUUAAACCAACCCGUAAAGACUGUGAUUGUCAUCGACUGUAGAUUCCAUAGGUGGAAACAUAUCCAGAGUAUGAAAAGGGAACGUUGCUACGCAGCCUCCGGAGUCAUUGACGGAAAGAUUUACGUGGUGGGAGGUCGCAAGAAACGAUAUGAUGAUUGGGUUGAAGUGUUCGACGUAGAGAAAGAGAUUUGGGAAACUGUGCCUGGUCUAUGCUGUUUCCUUGCUUGCUCGAGUGGAGUGUUUCGUAUACAUGCGGUUUUGGAUAACAAGAUUUACAUGUUGGAUGGUAAUCAUUGUUUGGCUUACGAUCCGAGACUACGUAGGUGGCAGAAUUGGGGACGUGGGAGUCAACAGAGGCUCUUUUGGCACGCGUCCUCUUGCGUGAUUGCUGAUUUGUUGUUUGCCUUUGUUCCUCAGUGGAUUCUUGGAUCUCCUAUUGUCGUGUAUGACCCAAGGAAUGAUGUUUGGAGACCUGUCAAGGGUGUAAAUAAUUUGCCUAGUCUCAGUUAUACCGAGUCUAGAAUGACAAGUUUUGGUGGGAAGUUAGUGAUAUUGGGAUGGUAUCAAAGCCAGAAUAUUUGUGAUCAUGACUCGGAAAGAAACGUUUUGUGCGUAGAGGUUGCCUUGGGGAGACGUGAAGAUGGGGAUAUAUGGGGGAAGGUCGAAUCAUUCUCGCUUGUGCAUACAUUCAAGUCGCCUUACAUUGAGAUUUCUCGAACCGUUACGAUUUGA
Camelina sativa (false flax) is the source of this 1200-nucleotide messenger RNA. The record is from RefSeq and is a predicted model, not a curated record. NCBI's taxonomy places the organism in Eukaryota, Viridiplantae, Streptophyta, Magnoliopsida, Brassicales, Brassicaceae.